Molecule: messenger RNA, 549 nt
Organism: Fusarium verticillioides 7600
Lineage: Eukaryota; Fungi; Ascomycota; Sordariomycetes; Hypocreales; Nectriaceae
Exons: 2
Coding region: 1-549 (182 amino acids)
Source: RefSeq, a predicted model, not a curated record
AUGGCUACUACAACGCAAACUGUCACCACGAUAGCAAAUCCCUCGAAGGAAGAAGAGUACGAGGAACGUCCUGGUCUUCCCGCUGUUCCUGACGACCUUGUCAUUCCAGGAAUCUUCGAUAUUGAAUGCGACGAGCGUCUCUGGGUCCCCCAAGCACCAGACGUCUGGUUCCGACCUCUUCUUCUCUCCGUUUCUGGCGGCUACUUUGUCAACAUUCUCCGAGUCCGAAGAUCUGGUAUCCUCUCGCGUCAUCGCCACGCUGGUUGUGUGCACACAACAGUUCUCAGGGGCCGCUGGCAUUAUCUGGAACACCCAUGUUGGGCGACAGAGGGCGGGUAUGCCUUUGAAGCUCCUGGAGACAUUCAUACUCUCGAGGUUCCUGAGGAUGUGAAGGAGAUGGUGACCAUGUUUCAUGUCACGGGGGCUUAUAUCUAUGUUGACCCGACGGCAAUCCUGUUGGCGUGGAGGAUGUUUUCAGCAAGUUGGACAAAGCACGAAAGCACUAUGAAGCUAUUGGGCUCGGGACAAGUUUCGCAGAUCAAUUUGUGA